Lolium perenne is the source of this 758-nucleotide messenger RNA. RefSeq lists its product as uncharacterized. Gene Ontology annotation, molecular function: zinc ion binding. Gene Ontology annotation, biological process: regulation of DNA-templated transcription. NCBI's taxonomy places the organism in Eukaryota, Viridiplantae, Streptophyta, Magnoliopsida, Poales, Poaceae. The record is from RefSeq and is a predicted model, not a curated record.
UUGCCGCACCAUAUAUCAAUCCUUCACCUUCUACGAACUCAACUCCCUCUCUUCCUCCCCGCACAAAAGCAUCAAACGCACAAGAAAGCUUAGGCUCAGCUCAGUUCGCCUUGUUCGGAAGUCACCCGCAUAUACCAUGGCGGCAUCCGUAGCCUGCUCCUCCUUCUUCUUCUUCGAUGCCGAGCGGCUCGGCGAGGCCGGUAUGCCGGCGCAGGACGCGUGCGCGCUCUGCACCAAGCCGCUGGCCCGCGACAGCGACAUCUUCAUGUACAGAGGGGACACCCCGUUCUGCAGCGAAGAGUGCCGCGACGAGCAGAUGCAGCUCGACGCUGUCCGCGACAGGCAAGCCGCCCGGCGGCUGCGGCAGUACUCCUCCGGAACGGAGGCGCGGCGCGGGCACCAGGAGUCCCGGAAGGUGUCCGUCGUGAGCUGAGAGCUGACAGGCGAAGCCCGCGGCCGGCCGCGUGUAUAGGUUAGCUUGAACCAACGGGGUCUAAAGAAUCACCGAUCUGACAUUCUGACGCGAUGACAGAUGAGGGAGUUUGACUGAUCUCUCCGGUAAUCUCUUCCCGGCCCUAGAUUCAGUGAAGGAUCUCGGAAGUUCUUGUGCUGAGGCUCUGGCCAGACUCCGAUCCUUCUCUUGGCUCUCACUGGACCCCUUUUCGCCUCUUUGUGUGUGCGCUUGCUUGAGGGCUUGAGGCUCAUAUGUAAAUUGAAACCAUUUGGAAAGCUUUAUGUCUACACUUUUUUUUGCGAAA